This is a messenger RNA of Nelumbo nucifera (sacred lotus), 1673 nucleotides long. Its product is annotated as serine/threonine-protein phosphatase PP-X isozyme 2. The record is from RefSeq and is a predicted model, not a curated record. Lineage: Eukaryota; Viridiplantae; Streptophyta; Magnoliopsida; Proteales; Nelumbonaceae. Gene Ontology annotation, molecular function: protein serine/threonine phosphatase activity.
AACUAAAAAACAGAGUCCACUAGAGAAAGUGCUCCAGUUUCAUAGCUGAGGGAAGUGGAGGAGCUUUCGAUGCAGUGAAGGGGACUUCACACUUCAGAUCGGUUGGUUUAGUUUUAUUGCAGAGAGAGAAAGAGAGAGAGAGAGAGAGGGAGAGAGAGAGAUGUCGGACCUGGACAGGCAAAUAGAGCAACUGAAGAAAUGCGAGCCUCUCAAGGAGUCCGAGGUGAAGGCUCUCUGCCUUAAAGCUAUGGAAAUCCUCGUUGAGGAGAGUAAUGUUCAACGGGUCGACGCCCCAGUAACCAUAUGUGGGGACAUCCAUGGGCAAUUUUAUGACAUGAAGGAGCUAUUCAAAGUGGGUGGUGAUUGUCCGAAGACAAACUACUUGUUUUUGGGGGAUUUUGUCGAUAGGGGAUUUUAUUCUGUUGAAACGUUUCUGCUUUUAUUAGCCCUGAAGGUGAGAUACCCAGAUCGAAUAACAUUGAUAAGAGGGAAUCAUGAGAGUCGCCAGAUUACACAGGUGUAUGGAUUUUAUGAUGAGUGCCUACGUAAAUAUGGCUCUGUGAACGUCUGGAGAUAUUGUACAGAUAUAUUUGAUUAUUUAAGUCUGUCAGCCCUCAUUGAGAACAGGAUUUUCAGCGUCCAUGGUGGUCUCUCUCCUGCUAUAUCCACAUUGGACCAGAUUAGAACAAUUGAUCGGAAGCAAGAAGUACCCCAUGAUGGUGCCAUGUGUGAUCUUUUGUGGUCAGAUCCUGAAGACAUUGUAGAUGGUUGGGGUUUGAGUCCCCGAGGUGCUGGUUACCUAUUUGGUGGCAAUGUUGUUACUUCUUUCAACCACUCGAAUAAUAUUGAUUUCAUAUGCCGUGCACAUCAAUUGGUAAUGGAAGGAUAUAAAUGGAUGUUCAACAACCAGAUUGUUACAGUCUGGUCAGCUCCUAACUACUGUUACAGAUGUGGUAACGUGGCUGCAAUUCUUGAAUUGGAUGAGAACUUGAACAAGCAAUUCCGGGUGUUUGAAGCAGCUCCACAUGAAUCAAGAGGAGCUCCUUCCAAGAAACCUGCACCAGAUUACUUUCUUUGAGAUCUUGCUUAAAGGGGUUUCUCUUCCAAUCAUCUAGUGGACAAAUAGAUUUACAGUGAUGACCGAAAGCUCCUCCCAGAGUCAAUGGACUGGCACUGUAAAAGAUCAGCUUCUCAUAUGGUCGACAAGAUUGAUACUUUUGGGUUCUUGAUCGGUUUGGUAUACUAGGUUAAUUUUUUUCUUUUGUCAUUAUUUUCUGUAAGAUUAGAAAUAUGUUUCAUUACAUGUCUGUGUCAUUAAUAUGGAUUCCUGGCCUCUCUCAGCUCAGAGCUAGGAAUCAACAGUUUCAUAUGGAAAUGGAAAAGGAAGUUCUGUUACCAACUUUGGGAGCAAAUGCAAGGCAAGGAUUGGGUUAGAAACAUACUAUUUGGCAAUGAAAGAGCUUACAUUAGUUUUGUUUACUCAAUCAUCACCUUAUGCCCCCCACUCUUUCCCCGGGGCAUUCUUUCAGAAAUAUCACCUCUGGGUUGGCCUUUACAGAUACGUCAGCAACCCGCAGUCUAUUUAUUUUUGGAAUGAUCUGCAAUGUCUUGAUUUAAAUUUGAUUAAAAGGAUAAGAAUCCACCUGCCUUGGGCGCUAGUUAGUGGGUAAUUA